AUGAGUGCUCUUCCGUCAGGCGUGAGCCCUGCCUCGCGACAGCCUUCGACUACUCCCAACAACGGUCAAGGUGCCAUCCGUCGCAGAAAGCCUACUGGCCCCUUCGCGCCCAAGCCUUCUCGCAACCAAGCAAAGCGUCCUCCGGCUCCUCCACCGCAAAAGCUUACUGGUGCCACCAAACCUCUGGCUGCCACUGCUGUCCAGUCACAACCCGAACCUGAAGACGAUCCCUCCACCUACAAUGAGAUUCCCCUCAAGGCCACCAAGAAGGCUCUUCUUGAAGGCCUCCGCUUCCACGCCAUCAAGUUCAUUUCCAACAACGUCGUCAACCCAUAUGACAAGGAACAGUUCGAGCGCCCUGUCAAACUUCAUCGUCGUUUCCCGCAGGAUACCCCCAACAUGCCUGUUGAUGCCAAUCCAGAAGACGACAAAGAGCGCGAGAAGGAGGCGAUACGCAAGGCGGAGAAGGCCGCGGAAAGAGAAGCCACCCAGGCCCAGAUCGCCCCGACCGACAAGGCAGCAGCGGCAAAAAAGCGCCAACCAUUCAAGAAGAAGACCGAGGACGUCUACUAUCCUACAGAUACACCCGAAGCCCAGAAGCGUGCCAGAUUGCGCUAUGAAGAAGGCCGUCCCUGGCAUCUGGAAGACUUUGAAAACAAGAAUAUCUGGAUCGGUACAUACGAAGAGCCUCUGUCCGAAUCAAACGUAAUGUUUGUCUUUGACAAUGGCAGCUUCAGAAUGGUUCCCAUCGAGAAAUGGUACCGCUUCAACCCAACGGGCCGCGUUCCGCUGCUAUCCCUGGUCGAGGCCGAGGCUUUCAUGGAGAAGAGAGAAAAGAACCCCAGAUGGUUCAUGGACAAUGAGCACGGUCGCGAGAAGAAGCGUGCCGAGCUUGCAAGACAAGAACGUCUGACCAGAGGCAGAGUGGGUACCCGAGGUGAAAACCGCGUCAAGGACGAAGACGACGAUGACAACGAGAAUGUGGACGUUGCCGAUGACGUUGACGAGCUGGACUUUGAAGCCGAGGACGAAUUCCAAGACGACGACGAGGGCAAAUUGUUCGGAGAUGACGAAGAAGAGGCCAAAGAAGCCGCAUCGAAGAUCAAAAAGGAGCGACACGAAGCCAACAUCUUUGCUGGCACGGGUGUCAAAGAUGAGAAGGAUUGGUACGAAGAGGAGCAGCUCGAGAAGAAAAAGGAGCGCGAAGAGAAGAAAAAGGCAAAGAAACUGCGUAAGAAGCUGGUCAAGAUUGAGAAAAACUACGAGUAUGAUGACGACGAAAGUGACAAUCCAUACUCGGAAGAGGAAGAAUCAGACGACUCGGACAUUGAGCGCCAACGUGAAGAAGACGAACGCAAGAAGGAAGAAGAGCUCAAGGCGAAUGGAGACAAGCAGGCCUCCCAGAUGUCGACCAAUGCCAACACUCCAUCGGGCCGUGCUGAGAAGCAUGGUGGUCUCCAGCCAAAACCCUCCAUGUCGAGCCUCAAGCGUCCCGGCUCACCCAACUUGUCAGAGACCAGUGGCAGUGAGUCAAUCAACCACAAGCGCAUGAAGAAACAGCACCGCCACAACAUGUCGGGAGCUGCGUCGCCCAUGGGACGUCUCGCCGGCUCAGGCAGUGAUACAGAGACUGAAAGACGUUCUCGUCCCAUGACCCUGAACCCUCGAUCUGCCCCCGGAUCGCCCGGCAACGCGACCCCUAUCGGUUCACGCGCCGGCAGUCCCGUACCUAUGCCGACCGCCGAUGAGAUCAGAGCCGCUGUUCCCCCUACUGGCAUAAGCAUUCCGGAUUUGAUCGCAAGGUUCAGAGAGCAGGUGCCCAGGACCAAGGACGGCAACAGGGCCUUUAUUCAAUUGGUGUUGAGUGUGGCCAGAGUCAAGCCCGACGACCGUAGUCUCGUUUGUCUUAGAUGA
Aureobasidium namibiae CBS 147.97 is the source of this 1914-nucleotide messenger RNA. RefSeq names its product Rap30/74 interaction domain-containing protein. The transcript has 2 exons. The record is from RefSeq and is a predicted model, not a curated record. Gene Ontology annotation, cellular component: nucleus; transcription factor TFIIF complex. NCBI's taxonomy places the organism in Eukaryota, Fungi, Ascomycota, Dothideomycetes, Dothideales, Saccotheciaceae. The coding region runs from base 1 to 1914 and encodes 637 amino acids. Gene Ontology annotation, biological process: transcription initiation at RNA polymerase II promoter; positive regulation of transcription elongation by RNA polymerase II. Gene Ontology annotation, molecular function: TFIIF-class transcription factor complex binding; DNA binding; RNA polymerase II general transcription initiation factor activity.